AUGUCAUCAAAUGGUCGUCGCCCUCGUAAACGACGUUCAGCUCGAGGACCUGAUCAAAGUGAUUCUGAUUCUCCUGCUGAUGAUAAUUUACCUCCAGUACAAGAACAACAACGUGGUCAAAGACGUCAAUCUGACCGUAGACGAUUACCUCCUACUCGCCGCACCAAUGCAUCAAGUUCACCAUCUCAUAAGUCAUACACUCGUGAAAGAAUCGAUGAUGAUACAAGUAAAGAUGCACAGGAUUUUGUAACAGCUCGAAGUCAUCAGCCUCGGAAAAGAAGUUCAGCAUCUUCUCGGCAAGGAAGUAGAGCUAGUCGAUUGGACAAAGAUGGAGAAGACGAGUUCGUAGAAGAGAGUGACGAUCGGUCGGUAAAAAGCGGAGAAGAUCAAGAAUUUGAAGGUAGAAGACGUGUAUCUGCAACAGGUAGAAGAAAGAUAAUAUCUCCAGAAAGUGGGAAAGAUCAGCAAGCAAAAAGCUGUAGACGUCAACAUGUAGCAGCUAGAAGAAAACAUCAACCUGUUGCAGAAAGAGAAGAUCAAGAAGGAGGACGUCACCGUAAAGUAAAUGGCGAAGAUCAAGAAGAGGAAAGUGAAGAAGAUCGAUUGGUAGAAGGUAGUGAAGAUCAGCCAGUUAGAGGUAGAAGACGUCGAUCUGUAGCAGACAAAAGCAGGCGCCAAUCAGCCCAAGGUAACAAAGAUAAACAAGCCAAAAGAGAUGAAGAUCAACCGGUAGAAGGUAGUGAAGAUCAAACAAGAGGUAGAAGAAGUCGACCUGUAGCAGUUAAAAGAAGACACCAAUCUGCAGUAGAUGGCAAAGAUCAACAAGUGGAAAGUGAAGAAGAUCAACCGGUAUCUGCUAGAACAAGAAGUCGAUUAUCAAAAGGUGGGGUAGAUCAACAAUUAAAAAGCAGAAAAAGUCGACCUGUAGCAACUAGAAAAAGGCGUCAACCAGUAGAAAAAAGAGAAAAUCAAGAAGUAGAAAGUACAGAAGAUCAAUUGGUAGAAGGUAGUGAAGGUCAGCAAGUUGGAGGUAGAAGACGUAGACCUGUAGCUUCUAGAAAGAGGCGUCAACCUGUAGCAGGUAGGAAACAGCCUAUAGAAGAAGAUGAUGAGUCAGACGAAAAAGAUAAACUUGAUUAUUCUAAUGCUUCAACUAUAAAGUUAACUAGUACUGAUUCUGAUUCCGAGGAUUCAGAGCCACCGCCAACAAAUUCAGACAAAACUUCUGCUGAUUCACAGUCAUCGUCAGUUAGUCCUACACCAAACCCAUCGUCAUCUGGUUCUGAAGAAAGUUCACAGCCUACAGGUGAAGGGGCAGGUGCAGAAGCGGCAAGUUCUGACACACCAGCAGAAGCUGAAGAAAAAAGCGAAGAGAGUUCGGAAUCAUCAUCUUCGAGUAGUUCCAGUUCUUCCAGUACGUCAAGCACAAGCUCGAGUAGUAGUUCAAGCAGUUCGAGCUCGGUAGGCUAUUUAGGGUUUUUUUUAGAGUAAGGUAGGGUAGGGUAGGGUAGAGUAGGGUAGGGUAGAAAAAAAAUAAAAAAUAACUGUUUUUAGAGUUCAAGUUCAGCACCGAGCGCUCGAAGACAACAAAGAAAAGCCCAAAAACGUCAGAAACAAUUUGAACGAAGACAAAGACACGCUGCGCAACGUAGGGUAAGUUAUUAUAUCUUUUUACAACUUUGACAAAUUUUUUAAAUUUUUAAUGACUUUUUAAAAUUUUUUAUUUUUUAAAAUGGAAAACAUAUUUAAAAAUAUAAGGUUGAUUUCAGAGAAGAGCUGAAGCCAAAAGAGCUAAACAACGACGUAAACAAGCUCUUCGUCAACAGAAAAAACAGAAGAAGGCAAUGAAAGCUAAAGAAAAAAGAAAACCGCCACCUUCUGAACCUUCUGCUCCUUCUGAUUCAACUCCAACGACCCCGUCUGCUUCUGAACCUUCAAAUGAUGAAUUAACGGACUCAAAACCUUCUGCUGAGGUUUCAGGAUCUUCUAAAAGCUCAAGCCCAGGAUCAAGAUCUGAAGACUCAAAUCAAGGAUCAAGAUCUUCUGAAGGAUCAAAGGGUAGCUCUUCAGAUUCUGAAGCUUCUACUUAUCGUUCAAAAUCUUUUGAAGGCUCUAGUCAAGGUUCAAGAUCUAGAGGCUCAAGUCAAUGCUCAAGAUUUAAAGGCCCAAGACGAAGCUCACGAUCUAAAGGCUCAAGAUUUUCUGAAGGUUCAAGAGACAGUUCUUCAGAUUCUGAAGCUUCGACUUACGGUUCAAGAUCUUCUGAAGGCUCAAGUCAAGGUUUUUCGGGUUCAGAAUCAAGAAGUUUUCAGUCAGAAUCAAAAUCUCGCGAUUCUUCACAGUCUAGUCAAGCUUCUGGAAGCGGUCGUUGGAACGAUAAAAGACUUGGAAGGAAGAACCAUGAAGGUAAACGUACUGGAAGCCGCCAUGCUAAAGUUAAAAGACGGAGUAGAAAGCAAGAUGAAAGCAGGCGCUCCAGAAGUCGUCAAGAUAAAGUUGGAAGAUCUAGUAGCCGACAAGAUCAUGGUCAACAUUCUAGAAGUCGUCAUUUUGAAGACAGACAAUCCAGAAAGCGUCAACUUGACGGCAAGCGCUCUAGAAACCGUCCAGGUGAAGGUAGAUCAUUUAGAAGCCGUGCCAAUGAGAUUAGGCCUUCCAAAAACCGUUACGAUGAAUCUGAAUCCUCAUCAAGCCGCGACGAGCAAGCUAGUCGUUCUAGAAGCCGUCACGAUGAAGCCGCACCAUCUCGGCCAAAACUACCUCCAACAGCAAAUCCAGAACCGACUCCAGCUGCAGCACCAUCGGCUUCAAAAAGCCCAGCAAUGGAUAAGACGCAACUUAAAAUGGUAGCAGCUCAAGACAAGAUUCAAGCUGCCAUGGCUCGUGCCAAACUUAAAAUUGAUGCAGCAAUGCGUAAAGUGGCGGCUAAAACAGGUAAACUGGGUGCGAAGACGCCCGGUGGUACACCUGCUCCAGCUAGUGAUGUUCAAACUGGUAAUGGUGCAUCUUCGGGUGGCAGUGGGACUUCUUCUCCUGACGGUGGUGCUGGUUCUACAGGUGGCAAUGAUAGUGAUCUAAGUCAUGAUUCUGUGUCGCCUGGUGAUGAAGAUACGGACAGUGGUGAUGGUAAUCACAGUGAGAGACAACUUGGUUACCGUGAAAAACCAGGCAGUCGUCGAGAGAACCAAGUUGGUCGUCGUGAGCGUGAAACUGACCGUGAAACUAAAGGCAGACGUCGUGAGAGCCACGUUGGCCGCCGUGAAAGUUCAGCUCGUCGCCGUGAACGUCAAGGCAGUCGCCGUGAUUAUCCAAUUAGCCGCCGUGAACGUAAAAAUGCUCGUGAAAGUCAAGACAGUCAAAGUGAAAGUCAACGUGCUUACCGUGAAACUGAAAGUGGCCGUGAUGAAAGCAGGAGACAUCAUAGACGUUAUGAGGACAGCGAUGAUAAGCUCCACAGUCUAGCACGUGGUCUCGGUCAUGAAAGACAUGGUAGGAAACGUCGUAGGCCAAAUCACUAA
Molecule: messenger RNA, 3518 nt
Organism: Bursaphelenchus okinawaensis
Lineage: Eukaryota; Metazoa; Nematoda; Chromadorea; Rhabditida; Aphelenchoididae
Source: the annotation of a GenBank genome assembly